Messenger RNA from Helianthus annuus (common sunflower), 885 nucleotides. RefSeq lists its product as uncharacterized. The record is from RefSeq and is a predicted model, not a curated record. The transcript is spliced from 2 exons. Lineage: Eukaryota; Viridiplantae; Streptophyta; Magnoliopsida; Asterales; Asteraceae. Bases 1 to 885 code for a protein of 294 amino acids.
AUGAUGAAUGCCAACGGUUUUUUCUUCUUCAAGUUUAAUGAUGAAGUCGGGAUGUUGAACGUACUCAAAGAUGGUCCGUGGAUUAUCAGGUCUCAACCGUUGAAUCUGAAUACAUGGACUCCUACGACCAAAUUGGAAAAGAAAGAAGUAAAGCAAGUGCAAGUCUGGGUGAAAAUUCAUGUGGUUCCAAUUGCGGCCUAUACGGAAGAUGGUCUUAGCCUGAUAGCUACAACAAUUGGGGAGCCAAAGAUGCUGGAUUCGUUUACAACGUCUAUGUGUACGGAUUCAUGGGGUCGUAGUAGCUAUGAUAGAGCUUUGGUGGAAAUUUCGGCUGAAAAGGAAUUCCGUGAUGAGAUUACAAUUGCUAUACUUGAACCUGACGGGGAGGGUUAUAUCAAAGAGACUAUGUACGUGGAAUAUGAAUGGAGCCCGCAUCGUUGUGCUACAUGUUGUGUGUUUGGUCAUUCAAACGAGAUGUGUCCGAAAAAGCCAAUGAAACCGGGUAAUGCUAGACAUGAGGAUCAUAAUCGCAAUGUUCAAAGAAACAUGCAAGUGAAAAAGAUACCGACUGUGGAUCAGGAUGGUUAUACUGAAGUCCAUGGAAAGAAAGUUGCUAGAAAGAUUGUGUCAAAGACUAAGCCGAAUAAGAAUAAUGGCUCAACUUCAAAGGCCUUCAAGUCGAAUAACCCCUUUGACAUUCUGAAUGAAGUUGACCCGGAAUCGGGUUCCAGCAAGAAGGUGACGGGUUCGGGCCUUCAGGAUACGGAUGAUGAUGACGUUGAAGAGGUUCACAAUGAAAUGGAUGAAUUUAUGGUGCAAGGUUCGCUGAAUUUAAAUAGUAAACAAGGGGCAAGCACUCCUUCUCAGAUAGUUACUGAUGGUUAG